Rotaria sp. Silwood2 is the source of this 1410-nucleotide messenger RNA. The record is from the annotation of a GenBank genome assembly. NCBI's taxonomy places the organism in Eukaryota, Metazoa, Rotifera, Eurotatoria, Philodinida, Philodinidae.
AUGUCUUCAUGUAAGGAUACGCCAACUAAAACGGCAUCGAACAUAGUAAAAACAUGGCUUUUCAAUUCACCUUCACAUGGAAUUCGAAGAAUAGGUCGAGCCAACACAUUUCGAACAACUUUUUUUUGGACAUCUAUUUUUUGGACAUUUACAAUAUUAAUGUGUGCUUUUAUUUAUACAGCUAUUAGUAAUUAUAUUACUCAUCCAACAAAAAUUCAUUUAAGUAUAAGACAAUAUCGAGAUCCUGCUCAUUUUCCAGCUAUUACUUUCUGUAAUAUCAAUCCUCUUCAAGACGAUAAGUUUCUUACUGAUGUAAGAAAAUCUCGUUUACCAGGCCGUAAUAUAUCUGGGGUUGUAACCGAAGCGGAAUAUCGAAAAGCAUUUUCUGCAUAUGUCGAUAGAAUUCUUACUGCUCAAGCUAAUGGUGAAACACAUCCAUUUGUUUAUUGGGGUUUUAAGUUAGAUGAUCUUCUUAUAAGAUGUAUAUUUAAUAAACGACAUUGUCAUCGAAAUUUAACACAAUUGUUUCAUCCAAAUUAUGGAAAUUGUUAUACUUUUGAUAAUGAUAUUGAUGUUCAAGAUAAAGAAUCAAAUGAUUUACGUCAUGAUUGGUCAAUUGAUGAUGAUAUUGGACAUAAUAAUUAUAAAUUAUAUCUUGAAUUAUUUCUUCAUCAACCGCAAUUUAAUGUAUUUUUAGAUCAUCGAGCAGCAUUUCGUAUAUUUAUUCAUCGUAAACAUGAAGUACCUAUUCUAUCACAAAAUAGUCUUUUCGUAGGACCAAAUAAAUAUACAAAACUUAGUUUUUCACAAAGUAUUACAUCAUUUUCACGACAAUGUCGAAAUGAAUUAACCGACGAUAUGAAACAAAUAUUGCGUACACAUACCAUACGAUAUACUCAAGCAUUAUGUUAUAAAUUAUGUGAAAAACGUUUUGUGGAAGAACAAUGUCAUUGUAUAGAACCAACAAUAGCUGUUUUCUAUCAAUUUUUCAAUGAUAAAAAUUGUAAUAAUACUCAAACAACAAACAACAAUAGUUUAUGUUCAAUUGAUGAUGAAUGUCUUACUCGGCGUAUUCACUUCAAUCCAAGUAAAUUAUGUCAAGAAUGUUUACCUGAAUGUGAAAUUAUUCAAUAUUCAGUUCAAUCAUCUUAUGCACGUUAUCCAAACUCAAACGCAUACAAACAAGUUUCAAAACGCGUUCGAACACAUUUUGGUCGUAUUGCAAGCUCUUAUGCUUCUUUAAAUAUAUCCAAUGAAUUACUAACUAAUUUUCGUACGGUAAUACGUGAUAAUAUUGUAGCAGUCGAAAUCUCAGCUAGUCCAUAUCCAACAGAAAUCCUAAUGGAAUCUCCAAUGUAUACAUGGGUUGAUCUUAUAUCAAGUAUUGGUGGACAAACAGGUUUUAUUUAA